UAAAGAUGGCUGCCUCCGUGUUCCAUGCGUGUGCUGUGUUAUGGUCUGAACAGUGCAUUAUUUCUCUUUAAUCUUCAGUACUUACACUGUUAACUAAUUUAUUUCCCUCGUUUAUAUACAAAAUACUUAAAUAUGAAACCGAAAUUCAAGCGAAAAGGAGGCGGAAAAGGGAAACAGUCCAAAGAUAAUCUUCACAAAUUCAUGAUUUCUGUGCACAACUUUGUGAAAAGAGAAGGAGGAGAUGAUGAAGAGGAGUCACGCGUCUACGUGGAUACCUUCUCUAACAGGAAAAGCCGUAAAGAAAUGCGGAAAGAGAAGCGAAAGCUAAAGAAGAGGAAAAAGAAAGGAAAGCAGCCUGCAGAGGAGAAGAAACAGAGUGUCAGUGUGGAAGCUGCUCCACAAAAACCUUCAUCAAACCCUGCUGGUGCUGAGCUCAGGGACGAAGAGAAGAAACCGAAAAGAAAAGUGCGUUUCGAGACAACAGCGCCGCAGCCUGAGAAGAAAGCUAAACUGCAGGCGAUGAGGAAGAAAGCGCUGAUAGAAGCCAAUGAGGUGGAGGAUAGAGAGAUCAAGAAGCUGGAGAAACGUCUGGGGCUCCAUAAGAGGAAGAACAAGAAGAGCCUUCCGCAGUCGUUCGUCAGUGACGGCCUCGAUUACAUUCUGGGCAUCCUGGAGCCUGGAGGCUCUGGUUUUUACGCCAGCGAUGAGGAAGAGGAGUCAGAGAAAGCCAAGAGAGGGCUGGAGAAGUUAGAGGAGAUCAGUGAGGAUGAGGAGUCCGAACACACCGGUGAUGAGGAGGAAGAAGAUGAGGGUGGAAAUGAAGUGGAUGGGGAGGAGAAUGAAGAGGAGGAAGAAGAAGAGGAGGAGGAAGAAGUAGUAGAAGGAGGAGAGGAAGAAGUAGUAGAAGGAGGUGGAGAGGAGGAGGAAGAAGAUGAAGAAGAAGAAGAGGAGGAGGAAGUAGAAGAAGAGAGUGAUGUGUCAGAAGAAGAGGAUGAGCAAGAUGAUGAAGAAAACUCCCAAGAUAAAUCAUCUCGCAGUGAAGCAGCAGGUAAAUAUGUCCCUCCUCAACUCCGUGAAGCAGACGACAGCAAGCGUAAAGCUGAGUUGGAGCGACUGAAGCGCAACCUGAAAGGUUUGAUGAACAGGUUGAGUGAACCCAACCUGGGCUCCAUCAGUGGACAGGUGGAGGAGAUGUACAUGAGCAACAGCAGGAAGGACAUGAACGACGUGCUGACUGAAGUCCUGAUGGCCGCCUGUGUCACGCCGGCACUGAUGCCCGACAGGCUGCUGAUGGAGCACAUGUUGUUAGUCAGUGUCCUGCAUCACACUGUUGGACUGGAGGUCGGCGCUCAUUUCCUGGAGACGGUUGUGCGGCGCUUUGAUGAGACCCAGCGUGACAGCUCCAUCGUAGGUAAGGAGUCCUCCAAUCUGGCUUCCAUGAUGGCGCACAUGUACAACUUCCAAGUGGUGCACUCGCUACUGCUGUUUGACGUGCUGAAGCGGCUGCUAGCGUCGUUCAUGCCACAGGACGUGGAGCUCAUGCUGCUGCUGCUGAGGAACGUGGGCUUUUCCCUGAGGAAAGACGACCCUCUGGGCCUGAAGGAGUUGAUAUCUGAAGCCCAACGCAAAGCCAGCACAGAAGGACCGAAAUUCAACGACCAGACCAGAGUACGGUUCAUGAUGGAGACCAUGCUGGCGCUGAAGAACAACGACAUGCGGAAAAUACCAGGUUACGACCCUGAGCCUGUGGAGAGACUGAGGAAGCUGCAGCGCUCUCUGAUCCAGAACCGGGCGAGUGGCACUGAUGUGAAGCUUAGGGUAUCUUUGGAGAAUCUUCUGGAAGCACAGCGCGUCGGUCGCUGGUGGAUCGUCGGCUCGUCCUGGAGUGGAGCUCCCAUGAUUAAUGAGGAGAAACCGACAGAGCAGCCUGUUAAAGGGGAACAGUUCAGUGCCAAAGUACUGGAGCUGGCCCGCAAGCAGCGCAUGAACACGGACGUCAGGAGGAACAUCUUCUGCAUCAUUAUGACCAGUGAGGAUUACCUGGACGCCUUUGAGAAGCUUCUCAGACUGGGUCUGAAAGGUCAGCAAGAGCGUGAUAUCGUACAUGUUUUAAUCGACUGCUGUCUGCAGGAGAAAACCUUCAACGGCUUCUACGCCGUUUUAGCAGAGAAGUUUUGUGAACAUGACAGACACUUCCAGAUGACUUUCCAGUUCUGUCUGUGGGAUAAAUUUAAAGAUCUAGCAAACCUUUCGAGCAGUUCCUUUGCAAACCUCGUCCAGAUGGUCACACAUCUCUUAACCAAGAAUUCCCUCUCACUUUCUAUCCUCAAGGCCAUAGAGUUUGGAGAACUUGAUAAACCCAAGGUCAAAUUUUUGAGACAGAUCCUCUCCAGACUCUUCCAGCAUACUCAAGAGGAGGAUCUGGUUCAGAUUUUCAGCCGAAUUUCAGGAGUUCCCAAGCUAGGAAUGCUACGUGAAGGACUGAAACUCUUUAUCAAGCACUUCCUGCUUCGGAGAACACAGACGGAGGGAACGCUGCUCACGACGAGAGCCGAGGUGGCCAUCAAGGCCAUGGAGGCGCAUGACACCAAGCUCAUGCUGUAGAACACAAACUGUUCCUCUUGUGUGACUUGUUUUUAGUAAUUCAACAGAUUCUGUCCAGCAGGUGGCUCUUCAACCCAACAUUCUAGAACUCUCAUUUUUCACUUAACAUUUUUUUAACUGGAAGAUGAUUUGUUGAUAAUCAGCUGUGGAAAUAAGAUAUAUAUAUAUAUAUACACCAGACAGUUCACACAAGUGUAUAUACAUCUCACUUGUUGGAUUAACAACAUUGAAUAUUGCUUUAUACUUUCAUAAUAUGGGUAAAACAUUCAUUUUAAAGUAUUUAAUCAGUCAUGACAUGAAAAGAUGCACAAGACAGAUCUGGAAAAUGACUAAUUUAGUUGGGAUCAAUUUUCUAACAAUAAAACAAUUAACUGAUGCUUUAUAAAAUGUAUAAAUGGAUGAGUUAAGGAAGAAAGACCAUAACUAAUAAAAUGUCAUGAUGA
Tachysurus vachellii is the source of this 3047-nucleotide messenger RNA. It is a transcript of the gene nom1, whose product is annotated as nucleolar protein with MIF4G domain 1. Lineage: Eukaryota; Metazoa; Chordata; Actinopteri; Siluriformes; Bagridae. The transcript is spliced from 12 exons. The record is from RefSeq and is a predicted model, not a curated record. Gene Ontology annotation, molecular function: protein binding; RNA binding. Gene Ontology annotation, cellular component: nucleolus. Gene Ontology annotation, biological process: ribosomal small subunit biogenesis. Bases 133 to 2604 code for a protein of 823 amino acids.